Somion occarium is the source of this 2291-nucleotide messenger RNA. NCBI's taxonomy places the organism in Eukaryota, Fungi, Basidiomycota, Agaricomycetes, Polyporales, Cerrenaceae. The record is from the annotation of a GenBank genome assembly.
UACGAUUCCCAUAUAUCCUCCAUAUUCGCAUAUUCGCAGACGUGGGGAAUGUCCCACGGGGAGACUUCAGCGGACGACAUCUACCAAUCCAUGUUGUUGGAUUAGGGGAAGCUGAGAUCGGGCAAGAGGAUCUGGCUGGGUAUUGUUUUAGCCGAAUGCGGGGGUGGCUGAGAAACUCUGAGAAAGUCAUGUUGCAGCUCUCCACCGCGACACUCUUCGUGCACGUCGCAAGCACGCUGACGCACAGGAGCUUGCAGAAAUACGAUUCUCAAGAUUGCUCCGUUCCAUGCUUCUGUCGGAUGUCCAUAUCUUGGGUGUCGGAACAGCAUCAAAAUUCUCGCGGACCUUGCUACUUAUACCACUGCAUAUUAUCUUUCAGAACAUCUUCAUUGUCCUUCCCCAUGUCUGAAUUCUCAUCUCCAAUUGGGCCCCUGCCUGACAUUCCUGACAAUCUGACCAUCCCUCAGUUCAUACUUGAUGGGCGUCAUCCUGUUAGACCAAACAACGAGUUCCUCAAUCCAUGGUUGAUAGAAGAAUCGACAGGGAGAUCUGUGGGGUUCGAGCAGGUGCGAACGCGUACAUAUGGCCUUGCCAAUGCGCUGGCUUCGCGGUGGAAGAUCGGUGAAAAUGAUGUCGUUUGCAUAUUCAGCUCCAACCAUAUUGACUGGCCGAUUGCGCUAUGGGCUACUCACAGACUGGGUGGCGUCGUAACGGGUGCGAACCCUGCAUACACAGCAGAUGAGCUGGCAUAUCAACUUGAAGUUACGAAGGCAAAGCUACUUAUCACCCAUUCUGGCAGUUUGUCGACUGCCCUCACGGCUGCCCGUGACUCCGGCAUAUCAGAGGACCGGAUAGUUAUCCUUGACUCCCAAUCGGGUACUUCGAGUCCGUAUCCGAAUAUCGAGUCCUUGGUUCGAGAAGGUUUAGCUCGUGGGCCUUCGUUCGUUGAAAGACGGCUUGAGCUUGGUGAAGCGAAAACAAAAUUGGCACUGCUGAACUUCUCCAGCGGUACCACUGGAAAACCCAAAGCUGUGGCCAUUCCUCACUAUGCUGUCAUCGCAAAUACCAUCCAGAUGGCUCUUCAUGGUAAAGUAAAUGAAGAUUAUACGUCCUGGGAAGAGCGUAGAUAUCGCACGGGUGAUGUCGUUUAUGCAGUGCUCCCAUUAUAUCACAUAUAUGGACUGGUCGUCAACUUACACUUCUAUCUAUUCUCUGGAUAUACUUUGGUCGUGUCAUCUAGAUUCAAUUUUAUAGAGAUGCUCAAGAGCAUCGAGCGAUACCGCAUUAAUCAUCUACUACUUGUACCUCCGAUGAUUGUCCUGCUUUGCAAGAAUCCUGCUGUCAAGAAAUACGACCUUUCUUCGCUUCGCUUCAUAAUGUGUGGCGCAGCGCCUCUGUCUGGUGAGCUGACACAACAAGCCACACAAUUGCUACCACAUGUAUCUAUCCAUCAAGCAUACGGAAUGACGGAGACAUCUACGACUGUUUCAUGGCCACGCCUCGACCAGAAGAUCGGAACGUUGGGAUGUGGAGGUCAGAUUCUCGCAGGCGUGACGAUGAAGAUAGUCAAGGAAGAUGGAUCACUGGCUAAACUCGGAGAACCUGGAGAGCUUUACGUGAAGGCACCGUCGUUGGCUCUCAGAUAUUUGAACAAUGAAGAGGCGACGAAGGAGACUUUCAUCGAUGGAUGGGUUCGUACUGGUGACGAGGUCUACAUCAAUGAGCUGGCGGAAAUCUUCAUCAUUGAUCGCAUGAAGGAAAUCAUGAAAGUCAGAGGCUUCCAAGUGGCGCCUGCCGAACUCGAGGGACAUCUCCUAACUCAUCUACAUGUGGCUGAUACAUGUGUAGUCGGCGUACCAGACGAGUACAGCGGAGAGGUGCCCCUUGCCUUCGUAGUACUUUCACAAUCUGCAGCGGAUCGCAUAAAGAACAACCCUGCGGAUGCAGACACGAUCAAAGCAGAAAUCGCCAAGUAUGUCGCGGAUAACAAGGUCCAUUACAAACGAUUAGUCGGGGGCGUCGAGUUCAUUGACGCAAUCCCGAAGAACCCCAGUGGAAAGCUACUGAGACGGUUGUUACGGGACAAAGCGAAGGAGUUGAAGAAGUCUCAAACUGUUCAGAUCAAGGCCAAGCUCUGAGCCUUUACUAGUCAUAUCUAGAGUGGGAUUGUUGCUCACUUUCAUUCAAUGGAUGAAGUGGAUCUUGGAAUAUUUGUGUUGUUGCUAUUACUAGUACUACGCUUGCCGCUUUUAGCGCCUUUCUGUAUACAAUGGGUCUCGUUCGAUCACUUC